AAUCCUUCUGCCUUGUCCUCCCAAGUGCUGGGAUUACCAACACAAAUCACCAGGCACAACCAAUUUUUAGCUUUUAAUCUCUUGUUACUUCCUAUUCUUUAUUUUUCCUUUUAAGCUGUCACAUGCUAAAAUAUGAUGACACCAAACCUUGGUUGAUGGGGUGGAGGGAGUGCAAAGUCUAGACAAUCUAUUCAUGUUUUCAUUUUGAAGGGUACCUUGGCUCCCUGGGCUAGUUUGUCUCGCUGGCCCAGAAAUAACCACUUCUCACCUCUUGGUGGAUUUACUUGUACGUCUUUUGCUCUGUGAAUAAAAAAAAAAAAAAAUACCAGCGUUGAACUUGAAAACACUGACUUGAGAAACAUCAGUAAGGCCCACUGAGAUGGCUCAGCAGGGAAGCAUGCUUGCUGCCAAGCCUGACAGCUUGAGUAGAAUCCCUGGAAUUCACAUGGUGAAGGGGAGACCCACCAGCUCUGACCGUCACACAAACACCUUGGCACAUGCAUGCGUGUGCACCCAUGCACCCGUGCAUACACAAGUAAAUAUAAAAAUGGUUUUAAACAUCAAUAGAUACUAUUUUUACAUUGUUUUUAUUUCAUGAAUGAAAAUCACAGAAGUGCUGACUUGACAGAACAUAUUCACAUUCACCUUUCACAUUCACAGUUUGGCAGGUCAGUGAAUGCAGAGGAACUGUCUUUAUACACAGCAAUACUGCAUUCUUGUUUCCAAAGUUGAUUCCCGUUCACUUCUUCUAUCAUACUGUACAGCGUCCUUAUGUUGUUGGAUGAAUAGGACCACAGUAAGAUGGAGACAGUGGUCCCUGCGCUUAGACCAACAUCCAGCCAGUUAGGUUGGUAUUCGUAGAACUUCGAAGGUGCUGAAGGAUGAAGAGAGACACCUGCCGACUGCUCAGGAGCCAGCAGCCACCAGAAGGGACUCAGCAGCGUGGACAGUGUCACCCUGCUGGAGGAUUUCACCUCAUCCCUCUGGUCACUGGUCCCAAAGCUAGCUGUUUUCACUGGAAUGUCUACCGUGAACUCCGUUUUGUAUUAAUGAGUAAUUACUCCACAUUAUUGUUUACUCCGCUGUACUGCAUAUCUCUUAAUCUAAUUUUUGAGUCCUUUUUUCCAACGUCUAGCCAUCUUAACCAUCAAUUACAUAAGAUCUGGUAGCACAAAUUUUAGAAACUGGAACUUGUAGGUCAAAGGGUACACAGAAUUCUGAGUGGCAUUUUCUGAAAUCUUUUCAGUGUUGAUGGGGAGCAUAAGUAUAGAAGUGUAUUUGGGGAGGGUAUUUUGGUAAUACCUUGCUGAUAAAGUACACACAUACUUUUAUCAAGAUAGACCACUUGUAGGAAUUUACUCUGUAGUAAUUGUCACUGUAUCUAUCAAAAAGGACAUGGACAAGUUGUAGCACUGUUUGUAAUGAACAUUGUAGCUUAUCAAAAUGGCCACCACUGCGGGGUAUUUGGUUAGGUGAUAACUAAUCUUACUGAAGUAUUGGUUUGAAAGACAUGGAAACUGCUGAUGUCUACAACAGACUGGUACUAAUAAAAGGACUUUUAUUUGCAGAAAUCACUUUUUGUUCCCUGGAAGCACCUGGUCCAACAUAGUAAUAGAGUGCUUUUUGUAUGUCGUGUCCUACAGCAGAGUUGCAGUUGAACAGAGUGUGUGGAACGGGACAGUGCUGGACUCCAAAGCGUUACCUAGAUAUUUGAGGAAGUAGAUGGAAUGGAUAAACUUGUUAGAUGCUUGAGAACUAGAGCAGGAGGUUCUCAACCUUCCUAAGGCUGUGACCCUAUAAUGAAGCUCCUCAUGCUGUGGUGACUCUCAACCAUAAAUUAUUUUUGUUGCUACUUCACAGCUGUACUUCUGCUGCUGUUAUAAAUCGUAAUGUAAAUAUCUCUGUUUUCUGAUGGUCUUAGGCGACCCCCCGUGAAAGGGUCAUUCGGCUCCCAAAGGGGUCGUGACGCACUGCUAGAGAAAGACACAGAUUACCAAUGUCAGGACUGAAGGAGGUGGCACACGGCAAGGACUGGGUCUGACCAUGUCCUGGUUUCAGUGGUGGCUUCAGGCUGUAUAUGGAUGUCAGAACUGACCUGGUUGUGUGCUGUAUAAACGUGUGUCACCUACUGUCUCUAGGCCAUGUCUUCAGGGCUCACUAACAGGGCAGCUAUUACUCAGGGUAAAGCCAUGCUUUGGGAACUGCUAUGAAUACAGUCUUAGUUUGAAGAUAUCGGAGCUUUACAGGGGUUAUGGUUACCAAUGUAGCAAGAUUGGUGUCCGUAUCUGAGGUAAGAAUAUCUGUGUUUACUGUAGAGACUUGCCUGAGUUUUUCCCAACCAUUUUCUUCAUGAGCUCUGGUAAUUUUAAGUGACGCUGUUUAUUUCUCAUUUUUUUUGUGGGAGUUGUCACUUCCUUUUUUGUUUGUUUGUUUUACAAGACAAGGUUUCUUCUGUGUAGCCCUGGCAGUCCUGGAACUUGUUCCUUUGUCUUUGAACGCACAGAGAUCCCCCUUCCUCUGCCUCCCGAAUGCUGGGAUCAAAGGCGUGUGCCACCACCACUGCCCUCCUUCCUACGUCACUGUUCAUGUUCCACUUGAACACGUCUCUGGCCCCACCUCUCUCUCUUAGACUAGAGACUCACCCUAUAGAUCAGUGAAAGUCAAAGACCACAAUAUACUGUAGGUAGGCUGUGGCGGUAGAAGUUACAGCCAGCCUUAACACCUUUGGGAGCUAACUGCAGCACUCGGGAUUUCCAUCAAAAGUCAGUCCCAGAGUGCUGGGGAGACGGUCCGGUAGGUAAAGUGCUUUGCUGUGCAAACCUGAGGACCUCAGUUUGGAACCCGCGCAGCAUGUGUGACCAGGUUCAUUAGGCCCCUCCCGGCCACGGUAAGCGAUAAAAGCUGAGUCCUCCUCAGAUGGAAGGAAGCUGCAAAGAAGACUCGAGAUCGGACCAGCUCUCUCAAAGAAACGGCGACCAACCAAGCUGCCCCGAAGAGGUUUAGGAAUGUCGCCAGGAAAGGAUGCUCCAACCCAGUGAGCUGAUGCAGGCAGCCGUGUGGUCCAGGUUCCCUGCUUCUGUGAGCUGUCACCCACGCCGGGGGGAGGGGGGGGGCUUGGUAAUUCAGCUGUCUUCCAGUCAUUCCUGCUCCGCUAAGUAACCCCUGGCCCAUAUUCCUGUAAAUAAAUCAAACUCAUUGGUCGCUAAGUUGGACUUUGGUGGUGUCCAUACUUUGGCCGCGCAUGGGAUCCCUAUCUGGAGUGAGUAUGUGUGUGUUGUGUCUCCCCAGGAAAAUUUUCAUGACACAACAGUCCCAGAUUACACCAGAUCAUGAUAUUGCCCUGUGUUUACAGCCAGGUUUUCAUAACAAACUUCCCAACUAGAAGACUCAAGUUAUCAUAGGAAUAACAUACACUACUCAUGAAAGCCGUAUGUAACUUCCACUAAGGCUAAGACUGAGGGCCAAGGCUAUUUCUCAACCCCACUGGAAUUAGAGCUGUUAGGAUUGCCUUGCUAUGGCAAUAAUAACGCUAGUUAAGUAGCAAAUUAGUAGGUAACAGUUGAAUAACCCACAACAAAAAUUAUUAAGUACUCUUGGAACUUGAGGCAGGAAGAGUACCAGGGCCACCAUGAGCUACAUGGAACACUGUUGAAAAAUUAAAAUGGGCCUGGAAGAGAUGGCUCAGUGGUUACAGCAUUUGUUGCUCUUGGAGAGGACCAGGUUUGCCAGCACCCACGUGGUAGCUCACAAGCGUCAGUAACUCCAAUUCCAGGGGAUCAGACCCCCUCUUCUGACCUCUGCAGGCACUAGGCAUGCACGGGACACACAUACAUUCAGGCAAAACACCCAUACAUAUAAGUAAAAAGAAAAAACAAAUUUUAGUUUUAUUGUCGUUAUCUGGGUUAUGGUAUUUGGGACAAAAUCUGGAAAUUUUUUUUUUGUUGUGUUUUCUGAAUAAAGCAAACGUAAAAAGAAAAGCACCAACAAAAUAACAAUUUUGUUUGUUGCGUGUUGUCGCCUAGACUAAUUACUUCAGAAUCCUUCCGUUCUCCUGAGUUACGGUGGGUGGAGAACUUGGAUGAUGAGUGCUCCGGGCACCCAGGAGAGCAGGCUGGCCAGCACCGGCUAGGGAUGGGCUGAUCUGGGACCAAAUGAAUCACAAGGGAAAUCCAAGCAGCCUAAGAAGGCCGGCAAGCGCCGGCCGCGGGGAUGGGUCUUGUCUGGAGAAGGCUCGGAAUUCCGAGUCGUGCGGAUCUGGGUUCGGGACCCCGGGUUUGCUCACGCGUGGCCGGCCCGCGCCCAACGCUCGCUGGGCAGCCCGAUGCGCAGCGUCCGCAUCGGCGUCGGCCUCCUGGCGGCCCUGGCGGCGGGUGGCGCUGUCGCCCUGCUCGGCUACUGCGUCUACCUGGACCGGAGGCGGCGUAGAGACCCCGAGUUCCGGCGCUGCUUGCGGGACCGUGGGUGCCAGCGCGGCCGGCGGGAGGGAGGGCGGCCGAGCCCGGGCUGGUUCCCAGGUUGGCGCCCCGGGGACCCGGGCCCACGCCAUCCGGCGCUCCCAACCCGCCCGUGCCUGUGUUUGCAGGGAGAAGAGCUGCACAGCCCAAGGCCCAGGCGUGCGCCAGGGGAAGCAAGCGAAGAAGGGAAAAGUCGGUUUGAUAAGAACACAUUAUGGGAUCCAGCAAGGAAGGAAAAGCUACAAGAAUUUUUUUUACAAGAGGUGCAGAUGGGACAACUUUGUUUAGUUAGAGGAGAGCCUGGAAUAGGGAUUGAACAUCUCACCAAUGCCCUUUUAGUGUGUGGGCAGCCGAAGGAGCUUCUGAUGUUUUUCAAACAAACCCUCCCUCCUGAGGUAUUUCAGAUGCUAUUGUACAAAAUUCCCCUUAUUUGCCAGCAACUUGAGGCAGACAUGUAUGAACAGAAGUACUUAAAGGAUGGUCCUGACUGA
Messenger RNA from Peromyscus californicus insignis, 4945 nucleotides. It is a transcript of the gene Tomm20l, whose product is annotated as translocase of outer mitochondrial membrane 20 like. The transcript has 5 exons. Bases 4322 to 4945 code for a protein of 207 amino acids. Gene Ontology annotation, cellular component: mitochondrial outer membrane translocase complex; mitochondrial outer membrane. The record is from RefSeq and is a predicted model, not a curated record. Gene Ontology annotation, molecular function: transmembrane protein transporter activity. Gene Ontology annotation, biological process: tRNA import into mitochondrion; protein import into mitochondrial matrix; protein targeting. NCBI's taxonomy places the organism in Eukaryota, Metazoa, Chordata, Mammalia, Rodentia, Cricetidae.